Messenger RNA from Phyllostomus hastatus (greater spear-nosed bat), 3240 nucleotides. It is a transcript of the gene PIGH, whose product is annotated as phosphatidylinositol glycan anchor biosynthesis class H. Gene Ontology annotation, cellular component: glycosylphosphatidylinositol-N-acetylglucosaminyltransferase (GPI-GnT) complex. The transcript is spliced from 4 exons. Gene Ontology annotation, biological process: GPI anchor biosynthetic process. Lineage: Eukaryota; Metazoa; Chordata; Mammalia; Chiroptera; Phyllostomidae. The record is from RefSeq and is a predicted model, not a curated record. Bases 102 to 668 code for a protein of 188 amino acids.
CCCCGCUCUCCGGAAGUGGUCCCAGAGCCGGCGAGAGGACGCGGGCUGACAGCCGGGUGGGCGGCAGGAGCGGCGGCGCUGCUGAGUGGGUUCCCUCGGCCAUGGAGGACGAGCUGAGCUUCUCGGACAUUUACGGCGGCCGCCUGGCCCUGCAGCGCCGCUACUACUCCCCAUCCUGUCGGGAGUUCUGCCUCAGCUGCCCUCGGCUCUCCUUGCGCUCGCUCACCUCUGUCACCUGCACCGUGUGGCUUGCGGCCUACGGACUCUUCACCCUUUGCGAGAACAGCAUGAUCCUCUCUGCUGCCAUCUUCAUCACCCUCUUAGGCCUGCUUGGUUACCUGCAUUUUGUGAAGAUUGAUCAGGAGACUCUGUUAAUCAUUGAUUCCCUUGGCAUCCAGCUGACUUCAUCCUAUGCCUCUGGCAAAGAAAGCACCACCUUCAUUGAGAUGGGCAAGGUGAAGGAUGUUAUCAUUAAUGAGGCGAUUUAUAUGCAGAAGGUGAUUUACUACCUCUGCAUUUUAUUGAACGAUCCGGCAGACCCACAUGGGAUAUCACAAGUAGUACCUGUCUUCCAGAGUGCGAAGCCCCGGCUGGACUGCUUGAUUGAAGUGUACAGGAGCUGCCAGGAGAUCCUGGCACACCAGAAAGCUGCACCCACAAGCCCAUGAGUCCCAGCAUUCAGAAGGCCAGGACUGUCUUCCACGGGAAAUGACUGCUCAGCCCUAGGGACCGGUGCAUUUUCUGUAUCCUAACCGUCAUGUGGACACAAUCCUAGGAACCAGGACGCACACGGUGGAUCUCAGAGCGGGUGACUGGAAACCCAGCUCACCGUGCGGUGUUGAGCAGAACAUUUGUGUAUUCAGUGUUCCCCUUGUAAGGUAUUGCCUGCUUCCCCAACUGAGGGGAGACCCUAAAAAAUGGUAUGUCAAAGAUAAUGUCGACAAAAAGCACUUUGUGAAAUUCCUAAGCACAUUCAAGUUUACUUUUUGUUGAAACUUGUGGAGCAAGACAAUGGGAAAAUGGUAUCAGAUCUACUGAGGAAGACCAUUUCCAACGGUAUAGUCAAGUCAAGUCCUUCAGGUACUGGGUGAGCAGGAAGAAAUGUCCUACCAAAGACAAGUCUCAGUCCACCUAGCUCCUGUGUCUGUGCAGGGCCAGUUUAUGGUGACUCUCUUAAUAAACAGAUCUCCUUCGCAAACACACACAAUCGCCUGGUUCACAGAUGGCUGCGUUUUAUUGAUAAACACGGACGUGGCAUUCCAGUCAUGGCGUCAAGCACACUGAAGCUCUUCGUUACUCAGCAUUGUGUAUGGUUUCAAAAGCUCCUUUUGCCAAGAGAGAUGAGACAAAAAGGCCAGACAGAAAUUCGACUUUGGUUUCCAGGCAUGUUAAAGAAGGACAAACAUGCAAACUACAGAAGCCUUUGCUUAUAAGGCAGUUUCUUCUGAGGGAGAAUUCAUAAACUAAGGGAGAGUUCCUGGAGGGUUGGGCAGGAGAUAAGAGUGGGGGAAGUAGCUUGACCUCCAAAUUCAGUAUGAACACAGCUCCAUUCUUGCUUAUUUUUUCUUCAGGAUCCCAAUAUUUUAAAAACUCUCAGGCAGACAAUAUCCUCAUGGGCCUUAGAGACAUUCAGGGUACUACAAAACCAGAGUCGUCAUUUCUGCCUUGCACACGGUGCUGGAGGGGUUCUUCAGAUGCCUGUGGUACAUGAGACCUGUGGGCCUGUUUGAGGUAGAAGUGCUCCCACUAGAUCCCAAACGCUGGGGGAAAGGCAGGCACAGAAAUGGGAGACAGCUAUAAAACUGCCAGCCUUGCAAAGUCAAGUCCAUGUAAAAGGCAGACACUCUGACAUGCUGCUUUGUUAUUGUGCCUGUCAGUGUAAAGGAUGAGGGGAAGCGUACUGCAGCUGAUGUGCUCACAUAGACUAGUUCCAGAACUGGUGUGUAGUUCUGCGUCGUACAACAUACACACACACACACGUUACUUUGUUGAGAUUAAAGGCUUGAUUCUUGGAUACAACUGCUAAAACUACAGGGUUUCCAGCACUUUAUUGACAAACAGACCGCCUGAGAGCUGUGAAAUAAAACUCAGUUUCUCCAGUGUUGGCAAGUCAAGAGUACCAGUGGACUCUUUUGUCCUUUUUCCCGUCAGGGGCGGGUGGAAACAAAGAUCAUCUCCUCUGUACGCAACAGAAGGUCUCGGUUGGAGGUGUGGGGAUACUGGUAUUGUUAGGAAGGCAAAAGGUGAAGGAAACCUUCAGUUUCGUUCACCUGAUGCUGUUAGGCUAGGACAGAUGUCAGGUGUCCUCUGCCCUCAAACCAAUUCCCGGCGGAAGUUCGCCGGAAGUCAUGAGCGAAUCCAGGCCUGUGAGCCUGGAAAGGUCUUCUGUUUCUGACUUGUCUUUGGUGGCUCACGGAGCAGCAAACAGCAGAGUGCAUUUGCUCGGUCUUUCGAGGAGCAGGGAAACAAGUGGUGACCACCUCGUCCUACAGUAGUGAAGUGAGCACAGCCUUCACUGAGCCCUGUCCAGUAGUUAAAGUGAGACACGGAGAGGUCAGGUGAGACCUGCCCCCUGUCUGUGCUUGUGCCCAGGUGGGCUGACAGUCCAGUGUGAGAGAGAGCAGCUUCAGUCCCAGCAGGGAGAGAGAGAGCUCCUCAUGCUGCAGAGGCAGGAGCUGUGGCCCAGAAGGAGCACCGCAAAACGCCUGCUCAUUUGCAGUGUGGGGAGGGGAAAGAUGACUCUCUUCCUUUCCUUUCCAAAUGGGAAAGGAAGUCCAGUUUUAGUGACUUCUAGGCUUUGGUCAGAGUUCAGGUGAAUUGGGGAUUUGAGUCCUAUUCAGGGAUGUUGGGAAAACUUCAAGUAUAAAUCCCACAUAAGGACCGUGUACAAUAUAAAGAAUACCAGCCUCCCAGGGGUGUCAGUGGGGAAAGCUGGACUGACAGCACUGAUGCCCUUGGCAACCAGUAACACCCCUGCCUGUGUCUAGAAGCAGACAGCAUCUAGAGCUCAGUAUUCUCAUGGGGGGGGGGAAGUGGUUUUUAUACUGGGUCUGGAUUUUUAAAAGUUGGGCCCUGACACAUUAUAAGGCACCUAGAGAGAAAGGCUUCAUGGACACUGAAAUACACAUUUCACAGAACAAACCAGGGUGGGGGCAAGGGGAGGGCCGUUAGCCCUGUCACAGUAGUAUCAUGCCCCAGGACACAUAUCUCCAACCCCAGAGGUACCAGGUGGCGGUAGGG